AUGAGUCAUUUGAGUUUUUCUCCCUCUAAACGUUUAGCACCAUCUUCCUUUACUGCCACGGCACUUCAAAAUCAAUCCAUUAGGUUUGCAUGGGAAACACCGAAGCAAAAUUUGGGUGGACUUAAGGUAGUUAUCAAGGCUCGGAACAAUACAGAUCUACAUGAAUGGGCGACAACGGCAUCACAGGGCGCCCAGACGGGCGUCUUGGACAACUUAAAGCCUUUAACCCUAUAUAAUACUGGCGUGUCCAUACUGAAUAUGGCUGAACACGCAGAGACAAAUUGCAGCCAAGCAGAAAAAGUUGUAACUUUCCCAACUGCGCCAAAGAUAACUAUCGCUGAUUUUGGUGGCAACUGGAUCUGGGUAAAGUUUGAACCAAUGGAAGGUGCCGUUGAUUUCGAUGUCGAGUUCAAUGCUAAGGCGACGGACGGAAACGGAAUCCCAAGGGAUUGCUCCGUCAAAGCCAGCAACCAAGAGGCUGGCUGUUACAUUGAGCAACUGGAACCCUUAACCAAUUACGCAAUUACUGCUACGGCCUGCGUUGAUACGAACUGUAGCCUGGAGUCAUCUGCAGAACAUGUAACAACGCUGGACAAAGGUCCAGCAAGUGACACCACGACCUCUACGAUUGUGUCCACUGAAAAUAAACCCACUCUUGAGUAG
Molecule: messenger RNA, 663 nt
Organism: Dibothriocephalus latus
Lineage: Eukaryota; Metazoa; Platyhelminthes; Cestoda; Diphyllobothriidea; Diphyllobothriidae
Source: the annotation of a GenBank genome assembly